This is a messenger RNA of Drosophila ananassae, 729 nucleotides long. RefSeq lists its product as uncharacterized. Lineage: Eukaryota; Metazoa; Arthropoda; Insecta; Diptera; Drosophilidae. Bases 91 to 645 code for a protein of 184 amino acids. The record is from RefSeq and is a predicted model, not a curated record. The transcript has 3 exons.
UCUGUCGUUAGCAGUCACAUUAUAUAAAAAAUAUACAAAAAAAAGAAAUAAAAGUUCAAAAAUAACACACAAAAAAAAUUAAUUAUCACCAUGGAGAGAAGAACUAUGAUCGAGGCGCAGCGAAAAACCCUGGAGUUAAGGAGAAAGACCCUAGGGAUGCGAUCCAUUACUUCAAAUGAUAUGGAAAAUUAUAACAAUAACGAGGUAGCGAAUGAAAUUAUAUCCAAAAUGUUCUAUCGUCAUGAGAGCGAUAAAAAAUACAUCGAUCCAGACUUUUUUGAUGCUCCAGAAAGGCAUUUUAUUCCCGAGAGACAAAGCUUAUUUAUAGAUGAAUUAGAGCGUAUUUUAGAGCCGACAUUUUCUAAGCAUCAAAUACCACUCCAAGUCCGUUGCCUGGAAAGGUAUCGAAAUGCUAAAAAGAAACUCAAUCGACAGUUAAAGCGGGAAAUGCACCAGUUGAUCGAUUUUAUGCCAACAGCCGGCGAUGCUGUUAGCUUUGUGAGAACCAUGUCCUACACAACGGUUUGGCCACCAUUGCAUACACGACUGGAGCUCAAUGUAUUCGAAAGAGAUUUCUUAAAGCUUUCCAAAAGGGAACAAUAUCGCUACAAGAAAAUUAUGGAAACUAAUUUUUUGACACAAUAAUGCAGUUUAAACAAAACGUACGAAAGCAAAAUUAAAAAAUAACAAAAAUUGAAUAAGUAAAUAAAUAGGACAAUAAAAAAACUA